AUGUCAAAGAAACUAGGAGAAAGGCCGUUGGCGGCACUGCACGCCGGAUCGCAAGCCUUCAAGCCUCUGAUCCCCACAGCACUGUUGCCAUACAUCGCUUUCAUCCUCCUUUCAUCACUCUUCUUGUCAGCAUUCUACUUCACAACACUGCCAAAGCAAAGACUCACAUCAAAGGAGAUCAUUGUUGGUGUCGCUGCAAGUCUGCAGGCAGGCUUUGGCGUCGUGGCUCUCUUCAACGCUGUCGGCGUCUAUGUAUGA
Messenger RNA from Ustilago hordei, 258 nucleotides. RefSeq lists its product as uncharacterized. The record is from RefSeq and is a predicted model, not a curated record. Gene Ontology annotation, biological process: protein N-linked glycosylation. NCBI's taxonomy places the organism in Eukaryota, Fungi, Basidiomycota, Ustilaginomycetes, Ustilaginales, Ustilaginaceae. The transcript is spliced from 3 exons. The coding region runs from base 1 to 258 and encodes 85 amino acids.